AUGUCACUAUCCGAAAAGAAUGUUGUCUCUAUACCUCCUCCUGCCAGGUGUGCAUCGGGGUCGACCAGCCCUACCAAUAGCACACUGGCCGGCAGCGAGAAUGCAAUUCCUCCGAGCUUGUCUGAAAAGCUCCAAAAGCCUUCCCCACGGGAGAGUGAGCUCUUUGACCUUGAGGCUCAGACAUACAAGAAGCAGAAGUUUGCCUUCAUCCGGUAUACCAUCUUGGAUAUCUACCGGCGGCUCUUCUCGCUGGUGUUUCUGGCCAAUGUCGGCGUGUUCGUUGCCAUCAUGACCACAGACCGCAAGCUUCUGGCAUUGGUGAACGCCACCGCGGGUAACUUGAUGGCCUGUGGACUGGCACGCCAGCCGUUGGUGGUGAACACUAUCUUCUUCGUUGUCUGCUCGAUACCUCGGUGGGCCCCACUGCGCCUGCGUCGUAUUGCCUGCAAGGUAUAUCAUUAUGGCGGCGUACACAGCGGCUGCGGCGUUGCCUCGUUCGUGUGGUACGCUGGCUUUGUCGGCUUGAUGUCCAAGGAGUUUUGGGCUCCAGCGACAGAAAUGUCCAUUAUCUCCGUCACGCCCGUCAUCCUGGCGUACAUUAUCCUGGUGUUCCUGCUGGCCAUCAUUGUCGUGGCUUAUCCGGCGUUCCGCUUCAAACGGCACGAUUACUUUGAGCUGACCCAUCGGUUCUCGGGGUGGCUCAUUGUCGCGUUGUUCGUGAUUCUGCUGCUGGUGUUUGCCGACGAGGCGAGCCGGGCCGCCGGCCAACCGCUCGGGCGCUUCCUGAUCGAACUCCCUGCAUUCUGGUUCCUGAUGGUCACGGUGGUGGCCAUCGUCCACCCGUGGGUCUUCCUCCGCAAGGUCAAGGUGCAACCGGAGUAUCUCUCCCCGCACGCCGUGCGUCUCCAUAUGGACCACACGACCACGACGUUCGGCAAGGGCAUCCAGCUCGCCACGCACCCGCUUCAAGACUGGCACGGGUUCGCCACGUUCCCGGACCCAGACGGCAAGUCGUUCUCGUGCCUGGUGUCCAAGGCCGGCGACUGGACCUCGGCGUGCAUCAAGAACCAGCCGACGCAUCUGUGGAAGCGGGGAGUGCUGAUCUAUGGGUUCGCCUAUGUGAUGCGGGUGUACAAGCGCGUGGUGGUUGUCACGACGGGGUCCGGCAUUGGCCCCUGCCUCUCCUUCCUGGGUGACGACAACCGUCCGGACCUGCGCGUGGUGUGGCAGACCCGCGCGCCGGGACGGACGUAUGGACCGAAGAUCCUCGAUCUGGUGAAGCAAAUGGACCCGGACCCGGUGAUCAUCGAUACAAACUCAUCGGGACGCACGGACAUGGUGCCGAUCAUCCGGCAGCUGGUCAAGGAGCAUGAUGCGGAGGCAUGUGAGAUCGGAUGA
Messenger RNA from Aspergillus terreus NIH2624, 1398 nucleotides. Its product is annotated as integral membrane protein TmpA. Gene Ontology annotation, biological process: regulation of conidium formation; sexual sporulation resulting in formation of a cellular spore; conidium formation. Bases 1 to 1398 code for a protein of 465 amino acids. The record is from RefSeq and is a predicted model, not a curated record. Lineage: Eukaryota; Fungi; Ascomycota; Eurotiomycetes; Eurotiales; Aspergillaceae. The transcript is spliced from 2 exons.